Phasianus colchicus (ring-necked pheasant) is the source of this 2757-nucleotide messenger RNA. RefSeq names its product interleukin-9 receptor-like. Gene Ontology annotation, biological process: cytokine-mediated signaling pathway; immunoglobulin mediated immune response. The record is from RefSeq and is a predicted model, not a curated record. Gene Ontology annotation, cellular component: external side of plasma membrane; membrane. Gene Ontology annotation, molecular function: protein binding; cytokine receptor activity. NCBI's taxonomy places the organism in Eukaryota, Metazoa, Chordata, Aves, Galliformes, Phasianidae.
AUGGAGCGAAAUGUGCAGCAGACUGGCCUUCAACUGUGCAUUACUGCUGUGCUGCUCCUUGGUGAAGGACAAGGGAGAGAUUUCCCUGGCAGUCUGAGCUGCCUGAAUAACUACGUGACUACUGUGAACUGCACGUGGGCACCAGAGGAGCCUGUGGGUGAUGGACCUUUCCACCUGUAUUUCACAAACCUCUGGUCAAAGGGUCAAAAUGCCAGCUGCCAGCUGACUGCCAGAGACAGCAUGCAGGAUCAGUAUGGCUGCACCAUGCACUUAGCAAGACAGAUCUUGGAAACAGAUGGUUACAGAGUCUCUCUCCAAGGCAACUUCUAUGGAAGCAAUCACACAUACAUUACCUUUCAGGAGUACAGCCCCCGCCAGCACAUAAAACUUGAUCCACCUUUGAACGUCCAGAGCAACAUUACUGCCAACAAGUGUCAGAUAUGGUGGACUGUGCCUUCCUACCUUGAUGAAAUUCUCCAGUACCAGUUGCAGUACAAGGAGUACAGCACGUCAUGGGAGACUGCACAGAACAAGACACCACCCAAUUCACUACCACAAAUAGAAAUUGAAGGCACAGAAUUCCGCAGUGGCAUCUCUUACAUUGCACGAGUUCGCUGCAAAGUUUCUGAAAUUGAGGAUUCAUACCACAGUCAGUGGAGCGACUGGAGCCAGACAACAGUAUUUCAAAGAGAAGGUGCAUCCGAACUGUCUGAAAACCUCUUUGAUACCAGAACAUUUGAGUUCUUGAUCAUUCCUCUGAGUUUUGGCACGCUACUCUAUUUAUUUUGGAACUGCAAGCUUUCUUCAAGGGCAAAAGUCCUCUCCUGCCUUAAUAUUCCCACACCAGCUGCUUUCUUUCAGCCACUCUAUAAUUUGCACAAUGGGAAUUUUAAGGACUGGGUUGGACCCAAUGAGGCUUGUAGCCAACUCAAAAGAGAAGAGGCAAGCAACUCAAACAAAGUGACUGCAGAUGAAGUUUCUGAGCUAAACAUCCAAGAACUGAUUUCCCAGAUUUCCUUGAAACCUAUGGAAAGCACAAAUUUGGCUGCUGAAGAAGAGAUAAUUGCCUUUGCCUCUGGUCCAAGCCAGCAGCAUGUCCCCAGCAGAUGUGUAAGAGGAGAAGAGAUAGAAGUCAGGCCAGCAGUGCUGGUAACCCAAAACCAUGCUAAUGAUACAAUUGACCUGAAAAUCUCUGAAAAAAUUAAAGCCAAUCUUGAGAGCUCUAGCAUGGGAAGGAGUUAUCCCUCCUACUUACAGCCUGGAAAGAGCGACUGCCUUAUGCUUCAGGAAUCCUUGGAGAUGGCAAGUGUGUCAUUCAGCAGUAGUGACUAUUGCACUUUGUGUGAUAGUGAUACUACUGAAGGUUUGAUUCCUGCUGAACUAUUGAAGCUCUCUGAUGAAAAUGGUCUGGUCAAAUGUGAGAAUGAUCAGAAUGACCUUCUCUGAGGAAUGCUGCCCACAAAGAUAUCUGUGUUGCCUUCUCAUCUCCCAGUAGUGUCUUCACAAAUGGUUAAAUGGUGACUGUGCAGACAAUUAUGUAAUUAGAUCCCUUUUUAGACCAAGAUCUUUGUGUGGCUUGAUGCAAUGUUUCCAAAUUUCAGAUCUUCAGAAUGAGAAGGAUGCUUCCUAAUACUGUCAAAUCAGAUGUAUCUUAAAUCUCUCAUAUCUACACAGCCCUUGCAUAUGAACGUGUCUGCACAGAAAUUGAACCAGUUUCAUGAAGUCUUGUUUGCUUUAAGAAAGUAUUCUAUACUGUUAUUACCAGCAAAAGUGUAAUGUGAAGAAUUAUAUUCAGAUAGAAACAUAAGGAGCAGUAGGUCAGGCUAUGGGAAAAAUCUAAAACUUAAGAUAGAGAAGCAAAAGCAAAUAGAGAAAUUGAAUGUGGUGAGAAAUGACAAAAACAGAAAGCCGAGAAAGAUACUGCCUUUGUUCAUCAGGCAAGGACAGAAAGACUGCAGGAAUUGAGUAUGGAGAUGAUGACAGGCUCAUGAUUAUAGGGCUGAAAUGAUAUUGCAUCAUCAGAUGAAACAUUUAACAAUUUUGGCAGUUUCUGCUUUGAUGCAGCUACUUAAAAACAAAACAAAACAAACAAACAAACUGCAACAACAACAAAAGAAAAAGUGUAGAGAGGAAAAGUGCCACAGAAAAAGUUGCUUGUUGUAGCUAGAUUAUUUAAAAAAAAAUAAAAAUCUUUUCUGCACUUAUGUCUUUGGAACAGCUGAAGUCUAAUUUUUAGUUAAUGAAUGAAUAUCCACAUUUUAUUUCUAGAGAAACAGUAUAUAAAUACCUAAUUUGCUGUCUUUUCACUUUUUUCACUUUACUAUUUUUUGGUCAUGUUUGAGACCUAUAUUAGGUUAAGCUGCAUUUUUUCACAGCUUCUCCCAGAAUUUCUGAACUGCUCCAAGUCCAGUUUUCCAGGAAAGUGUAUAUACACCAUGCCAGUGGAAGACAGAGAAUUUUCAUUUAGUAAGGAGAUGUAACAUGGGCUCUGGUCGAGCCUUUCAUUUCCUGGGACUGCUGAGUGCAUGCUAUGUCUAUCACCCACACCAGAACAAAGCCACCAGUCUUUUCCCCUUUCUUUCCUUAGUGUUGAGUUUUAGCAGAGGAAACAAUGUCAGAAGGUAUUUGGGUAAUGUUGGGUAAGCUACUAAGGAACUGAAAAUACUUUAUGACAAAGGAUGUGUUGUAGUUUGUAGAUGUUGUUUUUUUUUUUUUCCUUACCUGCUAAGCUGAAUAAAGUAAAAGAUCUAACACUGU